AUGGCCAAAAGCUGUCAUGUCAACGAGACGGGAGCGAGACCUGCGCAAGGGGAUUCCAAGUUUUCCGGAGGCCAAGUAGGCAGACAACAUCCAGCUCGAAGGCGGAACAUGUCAAAUACUCAAAGACUUCGAGCAUCCUCGGAAGAUGAUCAGGAUGUUGGUGAGUCCAACGAUAGUAGAAUCGAUGCUAUCCUCUCUCUAAAUGCACCACACGAAGUCCAAAUUCAACCCGUGCCUGACACGACGAGUUGGGCCAGCAAUGCGGAGAUAGCAAAUCUCCUGAUCUCUUCCAAUAUGAACUCCGACAGCCUACAUGGACCGCAGUUGCAGUCGACAUCGCUGUUCAACUUUUGGUCCAGAUCGGACACUUCAAUCGAUCUGGAUCUUAACAUGGACUCCGUCGAUUUCUCGGACUUCGACCUAGCCAGUCCAGAGCGAACAACCACACUCUUCCAGAAGGCCAUACUGCCAAAUCCAUUAUGCGAUUUAGACGCCGGGGAACAAUUUGGCGCUGAAACUACCAUUGGCGAUGGGCUACCGCCACCAACGACAGCUAUACCGUCCCAGCCCAACCUAGAGCUCCUCAAUGAAAUGACGACGGAGUCAAUGGAAAAUGGAAAGUGGCUCUCCACACUUGCAGAGCUCAAUGUGAAGUUAUUCAGCCAUGCAAAAUUAAUGAGAGCGCACGCUUGUACUCCCGACCAAGGAGCACAGUCUUUGUAUGCCAGCAGCGCGAUGCUCGAUGAUGCACUGGGGCUAUUUCUCCAAUUCAUUGGGCUUCUGCAACACAGGACUGUGGUUAGUCACACGCCCAGUUUAUCAAGUAGCAUCGACGGCUCUUCGACAGGCACUACAUCUUCCAACGGGUUUGGAUCCGACACCGCGUCGUCGUCCAUCGCGGCCGAUCAUGGUUCGGUCCUUAUGAUGUUGUCUUGCUAUAUCCGGAUCUUGGAGACAUGCACCAAGAUCUUGACCGCCAUAAAGGCGGCGCUAUCUACGGGCUUCUCAUCGAAUGCUCGGCCAGUACCUGUCCUUCGGCUUUCCAUUGGUUCCAAUGCGUUGGAAAAUCAGUAUCCGCUUAUACGGUUGAGAGUGAUUAUAGAGCUUAUAGAGAGUCUUUUAGACUCUAUGCGAGCGUAUCUUGCCCCUAAUACAGAGGUUAACAGCGGUGGACAAAAGCAGUUCGAAGAAUUAGCGAAGGCAUCUUGGGAUCGCUGUACUUUUCGGCAGCAGUCUCAGCUUACGCAGCAGGCGAAUCCCUGUUAUCUCCAGGAAGACAAGGCGUUUGAGCUGAUUCGAACCAUUCGUAUAGACUUAAGGCAGCUUCAAGGCGAUAGUGUAGCGGCAGCUCUAGGGUUAAGUCGAGAUAUUCCUUAA
Molecule: messenger RNA, 1377 nt
Organism: Bipolaris victoriae FI3
Lineage: Eukaryota; Fungi; Ascomycota; Dothideomycetes; Pleosporales; Pleosporaceae
Exons: 3
Coding region: 1-1377 (458 amino acids)
Source: RefSeq, a predicted model, not a curated record